GGGAAGGCAGCCGUUGUCCAGCGCGCAGGUUGCUUUUCGGGGUUCGUCUGAGGCGGGAGAGCGGGGCCUGCUGUUUUCGCAGUCUUGGGGAAAUACGAGGACGUGUUUCUCCCGCAUCUCUGAGGCUUCAGCGAAUGAUCGGAGAAGUGAGCUGUUAGCUUUUCUUCAGUAUGGAUGUGACAGGAACAUUCUUCAACAAACUGCGAACUUUAGCAGUCACUUUGGAGAAGCAGGCUGAGCAACUUAAGCAAUUUUUUCUUGGAGAAGAUGGAGAAUUUGAAGAUAAUUCUCCAAUGAGAUAUCUACAUGAACUGUACUCUGAAGUCAGAACACUAAAGGGUGAUGCUGAUAAUAUUCUUCAUAUGAGUUCUUCAGAAAGAGAUGCCACGUAUGACUUCAUAAAGGCCAGUAAAGUUCUGAUGAAAAGAAAUGCAACCGAUCUUGGAAAAAUAACAGACCUGUUUCAGAAAUAUGGUUACAAGCCCCUUAUUGGCAAGAAUGAAGCAAUAAAGGAUGAAGCUGAAAUCAACCCUGGGUCUACUAUAUCUGAUCAAAUAGAGCCAAAACCUCUUGAUUUUCCUGGAAAAUCAUCUGGAUCUCAUAGUCCCCUGCAGAUUCCUCAGCUUUCAGAUUUUGGCCUUUCAAAAUAUGCCCUUCCAAGUUCUUCAGACACAGUACACAUUCCACAUACCCAGAAGGAAGAGACGAAAGUGGAUGAAUCUGAGUAUUUAUCACCCAAAGUAGAACACUUCCGUAUCCAUGGGCGUGAUCUGUCUGUGAAUGAUGAAACCACAAAUUUAAUCGAAGACCAAACAAUUUUCUUACUUAAUAAUGCAAGAAAAAAUAGAUCAGCAGCGGCAAUGGUAUCAAAUAAGAACAUGGCAGCACCCAAGCAACCAGACAAAGUAUGUGACUAUGAUUGUAUGGCUUCACCUGCUGCACCUGAGUUCUGCACACCUGGAGUGAAAAUUCCCUGCAGAAAGACCACUGUUUUAUCAGAAUCUCCAGAAAAUAAUAAUUUGGAUGUUCUUAAACACACAACAGAAAUACCUCUACUUGAUACAAAAUCUCUGCAAAUACAACCUACACAUGUAAGUGCCACUAAGAUACUGCCAGAAAACAAUCUUAUACAAGGCACUGUUCUACCUGUCUUGCACUCAGACAAAUAUUUGGAAUGUAUUGAAGAACCUCCUCCAGCAAUAUCAGAAUAUGAGAACCUCUUCAGUUCACCAUUACCACCACCUGAAAUAACUGUGAUUCCCAAGCAGCUUUUGCAGAUUUUAUCAAAGUAUAAUCCAAAUAUAGAAGUACCCAGAUCAGCUGAGAAAGGAACUAAAGAAGGAAGUGCUUCACAGUUUGAAAAAGAGCAAUUUCUUUGUAUUGAUAACAAAGAAAAUAGAAAAUACAAAAAGUCUAAGGCAAAUUCACAACAAGUUCUGGGUUUAGAUUCAGGAUACAUUGCUUGACUCUUUGUAGAGCUUUCUCAGACCCUAAGAUUAUCAAGGAUUGAGCUGAGAAUCCACAACAGGCCAAGUCUGAAGCUAUCCUUUUUCUCCAUAAGAAGUCAAACAUCUUUACAAGUAUUAACUAGAACAAUGAUGGCUCAAGAUAUAAAAGGCUGUAUGGGAUAAGAUCAAAAGGAUUCUUAAAUGAAAAAUGUAUAAAGCAAUCAGGAAAAAAAUUAUGAAAGAAUGUAAAAGAUGUUAGAUACAUUUUUUUAAAAAAUCCAAUAAACUUGUCUAAAAAUUGUAACUUGGAAAAACUAAUAAUGGUUAAUAAGCAGUAUCUUAGAAACAAACAUAAUUCCUUUUCUGAAAUGAGACAAGUACCAAGGCUUUGUAUUUAUCUCUUGAACAGUCUAGUCAGAGCUGAAUAAACGGAAACCUAAAUGGAAAAGCUUUUAUUUUUAAGAUUCAGAAUCUUCAAUAAUGGGUGAUACUUAGCAUAUACAGUCUCAUCAUCUGUUAUGAUUAUAGUCUUAACCAUGUUUUAUUGCUAAAAAAACAUAAAAUGUAUUUUGUUUUGAGUUUGCAGUUCUAAAUAAACCAGAUUGGGUAUAUGUGUACUGUAAUACAAUAUAGUAUCUGGAUGUCUUCAUUUUUGUUUGGAAUUUCCAGUUUGCUGUAGGGAAGUAAUUGGCAACUAAAGACUCCUAAAUUCUCACUUGUAAGAUAUCUCAAAUUAAAGGUGGAAAAUAAUGUGUUAUAUAAUAAUGUGUCCAUUAAAUUUUGAAAUAUUUGACUUCACGGACCUCCUGAAAAAUCUCAGGGACCCCCAGGGGUCCCCCGAUCACACUUUGAGAACCACUGAUCUAGAUGGCAUUGUUUUCUUAUUGCAAAAACACAAAGAAGGGUCACGUAUUUAUUAUACCUAUUUAACCCUUAACCUGUAUUGAUUCAUUGAAAUGAUUAUUUACUUCAACAAGUGGCAGCAUCUAGUCAACCUUGGCUAAUCUCCAAGUCUGAACAAGACCUCCAGGGUAUUCCAGGGUUGUUGAUUAAACUGGAGCCAAAAAACCACCCUGGGAAAAAAAAUGAGCAAAUAACUUCCAUGCUAUUGUAAAAAAACAACUAUGAAUGUGCCCUUUUGGUCACCAGAAUUUAAGUUCUACUUGAAGGAAACUAUCGUUUUAAUGAUCCUUUAUUCUAGCUAUUCCAGCUAAGUUCCUUUUUAACCAAUCUUAUUGCUAUCAGCAGUGUCCUUUGAAGCUUCCCCCCCCUUUUUUUUUUUAAUCUAUUCCACUGAGAAACAUGGAAUAAAACUAUGCCAGCUUUGGCACUCAUGUAGAUUAUAUUCCAGCUAGGUAGAAGUUUUGGGGUCCCCGAGAUUCUUUCAGGAGGUCCGUGAAGUCAUAUAUUUCAAAAUUUAAUGGACACAUUAUUAAAGGUUUUGAAAAUAAUGGCCUCUUGGUACACUCUUUCUUUUUCCCAGUUUAGGGGUGAGGAGACUGGCAGAGAUACUAGAGAAGGUUCUUGUAUUGUGUUUUAUCCUUCUGAGUUCACUGUUUAUCUGACCUCAAGGUGAAAAUCUUAAUAAAAGAUUUUAUUAAGCUUCUGGGACACCUCUCAGAAACCAAGGAUUAUAGCAGCCUUGAUAUGGGACAACUAGGAGUUUUUAAAAAGUUGAAUACCUGACUAAAGCACAUAAGCACUUUAAUGCUCCUAAUAAAGAUCAGUAGAAUAUUUUAAAUUUCUAGACCUACACUUAAUUCUUUUUAAGGAAAAGGUUACAUAAGUAAACAUUAAUUGCUCCUAAUCAUUUGCCUACUUAACAGAAAAUAGCUUUUCCAGUAUUUAUCAAUUCCAGAAAACAUUUUAGGGAUUAAAUUAGAAGCCUGUAACACUUCUGUAAAGCUGAUAGUCUAUUAGAGGAAAAUACAGGCUUUGUCAUUAAAACUUGUUUAAGUUUGAAUUGUUAGUAGAGUAAGAUUACAGUCAAAAUAAUAAUGUUCUAUGAUGAGAAAAUGAAAAUUAUUUUAACAUUUUAGGUACAAGUUUUCAGUACAGUCACAUUUUCAGACCACCUCAUCUAUUUUCUAGACAGAAGGUCAAAAAUGCAAUAGUGAGGAUUAGCAUCACAUUCUCAGAUGCAGAGACUCUCAUGUGAUUGGUGAGAGAUAUUGUUAUGACAUGUGACAUUCCAGACAUGCAGACUGUACUUAUGGCUGAUAACCUGGGAAUCUUGGAAAUAGUUGAGAGAAGAUCCAGAUAGCUUUUCACACUAUUUUUCACACUGUUUCUUACUGGGAGGAGGAGGGGAAGAGUUAAAAUGAGCUAAGAAGCUGACACAGGAGGAGUUGGGGAAAGAGGAAGUAGAAUAGCUAGCAAAGAAAGGUGGCAUUACACAGUCUUGGGCUGCUGAAGAUAGCCAGUUCCAGACUGAUUCAAGACCACCGAAGGGUAGUUGUAGGGGAUAGCUUUGCAAAGAGGACAAUGCAGCUUGGAAUCUGUUGAUCUGGUGCCGAUGGCCAGAGGGAGAGGAUCUGAAGUUACCAGAAAGCUGCAGAAAGCCAAUUCAAACAUAAACAUCUAAUCACAGGAUGUCCUGUCUUCAACCUGGCCAUUCAGGUCUUCCAAUGGUGUACCCAUCGCCACAGUAACUGAGUCCACCCACUUGGUCAGUAUUCAUCCUCUUUCUUCUCACCUUUCCCAGUAUUAGAGAGCUAGGUCUUCAUGUAUGUCUAAAAUGUGACAACUUGAACCUUGAAUUUUAUGUCUUGAUAAAUUAUGGUGCCUACUUUAUCAUGGGAGGAAGGAUAGUCUCCAGUCCGCUCCAAAAUAUUUUAACUGAAUCAGCAAAGAUAAAUUCACAUUCUAUUAUUACCAGCAGCAGCAGAACUUUACUCGGUAACACUCUUCUAGUAAACUACAUUUCUGGACCCAAGUGACUGUUUUUCAGUAUCCAUAUCUUCUGUUUUUUAUCUAGGACAGUGAUUUUCUUUCCAUAGGCAUUGUGAUUAUUCAAGAGACAAUGACAGCCAUGAAAUCCUACCUGAAUACCAAUUGCUAAGGUGGAAAUGCAAGAAAACAUCAGGAGUACAGAAAGUAUAGUUCCAGGCUACUUACAGCUUGGCAGAUGGGUUGAUGUGGCUCAUCUCUCUCACAGCAUUCUUUCCUUUUACCAAACAACAUGCUUUCUAUCCAUCCUUCACUUUCUCCCUCCUCUCUCUCCUUUUCCAGGUAAAUCUUCCUCUGCUGCCCCCUUCCUUAAUCUACCUCCCCACCACACUUGCUUCCACUAUUUCUCUCUCCUUUUCUCUAUACUUUCCUUGUUCCCAAUCCUUCUCACAGCUUUUCUCUCUGCUCUUCUCUUCUUAUGCAGCCCUGUUUUCCUUUAGUGCUGCAGAGCUUUCAAUGUUGCCUGUGCAUUCACUUAUUGAAAAAGCUGCAGCUUUUCUCUUCCAGAAGGAAAAAAAAAAAAAGCUGCGGUGAUUUUUUUUUAUAAGGAAAUUAUGACAUUGAUUGCUUCCUCUGCUGACAAAAGAACAUGUGUCUUUUUGCAACAGAAAGUUCCUUCUCUCAAUUCAAAAAAGGAAAAGAAGUAUAGCCUCACUUUUUCCUUCUCAAAGGUAAGAUUGAAAUCGACUGAUUGACAGAGCUGGAAAAAACCCAUGGAACUUUGUUUUUACACAUGAUAACAGCAGCGAGAUUUUUAUAUGCACAACGGUAGAAGGAUUUGACAUCACCCAUAAUGGAAGAGCAGAUCAUGAAGAUGAUGGAGUUUGCUGAGAUGGCUAAAUUGACAGCUUUGAUCACAGAAAAGACACUG
This is a messenger RNA of Python bivittatus (Burmese python), 5268 nucleotides long. RefSeq names its product spindle and kinetochore associated complex subunit 3 (gene SKA3). The record is from RefSeq and is a predicted model, not a curated record. NCBI's taxonomy places the organism in Eukaryota, Metazoa, Chordata, Lepidosauria, Squamata, Pythonidae. Gene Ontology annotation, cellular component: spindle microtubule; outer kinetochore; kinetochore. Gene Ontology annotation, biological process: chromosome segregation; mitotic cell cycle.